AUGACUCCACCCUCGUCAGCCCUGGCGGCCUCACGGCUUACAAACGAAACCAGGACAGCAAAAUCCAUUGCUCCGUACCCUAGCGUGCCUCUGGGUGGUCAUUCCCAUGGCCUAUUCCUAUGCGACCAGGAGCGCCGCUCAUUCCACUUUUUUCUAACCAAGACUGCCCCACAGCUAGCCGGCAACUUCGCGUGCGUCUUCUGGGAUCACCAUUUAGUCCAGUCUGCACACCACGAACCAGCCAUUCGUCAUGUGAUAGUCGCUCUGGGCUCACUACAUGAAACUUUCGUGCGGGAUGCGGGUGUCCCUGUGACCUCGGGAACCCGGGCCAUACACAGCCCCUUUGCUCUUCGACAGUAUUUACGCGCUAUCCGUUGCCUGCUGCCGACGACGGCGCCCUCGCUACCCGUCGAUGUGUGUCUGAUGUCUUGCGUGUUAUUUGCCGCCUUUGAGGCCAUGCGUGGUCAAUAUGGUUGCGCUAUCACUCAUAUCACUAGCGGACUCAAGAUUCUUGGGGAGCUCCGAACUAGUGAGUCUAGCGUGGAUCAGUGGAUAGCGUUAAGUACAGGCCGCAUGCCUUAUGUCACGAUCAACGUCUUAUGCGGGCUUUUUACCCGCCUGGAAGCGCAGGCCGUUGUGACUGUCCAUAACACAAGCGCAUCGCCCCUCAGCCUGUGGCCCAAACUGGCAAUUGACCUAGACCGACCAGUUGCGUUCCACUCACUAGCCGAGGCACGUGAGAUGCUUGAAGUAUACACCUACUUUUAUCGACAGCAUAGCACGGCAAUGCGAAAUCAAAACAAAAUGAUGGAUUCUCUCACAUAUAUGAAUCCCGAAGCCGUCACUCUACACGACACCUCGCUCUCCCUAUUGGCGCGUUGGUCUGAUGCUCUGGACCGCUUCUUGCUCGAAACUAGCGCCUCUUUGACAAGUCGCGACCAUCGGGGUGCCGCAAUCCUCAAGCUACGUAAGAUCGACUGUUUCAUAGUGCUGGAUGUUCUUCAGUUCGCAGAGGUGACUGGGGCAGAGGAGUCUACCCUCUGGGAUCGGUACUAUUCCCUUUUUGAGCAGAUGGUACACCUAGGCGAGUCAAUUGUCGAAUACUUCUGUUCUACAGGGUUUCUUCAUGUGUCUUCACCUUCAUCAUUGUCGCCAUUACCAGCACUUCCGCCAACGAUCUUUUCCCUUGACCUCGGCAUCAUUGGUGCUAUGUUCAAUGUCGCCACUCGAUGUCGAGACCCAUGUCUUCGCCGACGCGCCUUGAAUGUGCUUCGCGUCGCCUCUGUCCAGGAAGGUGUUUGGAACAGUGUAAUAGUGGCCGCCAUAGCAGAGAAAUGGAUCGAUAUUGAAGAGGAGGGGCUGGGUACCGUGGCAAGCUGUGUGGACAUCCCUGCCGCAGUACGACUGUCAUCUUUUCUCCCAGUAUUUGACAUUCAUCAGCGCAGUGCACAGAUCUACUACGGCCGUUCUUCAGAAAUAAAUUCUGAAAAUAUGCGGAAAGAGGUUUUGCUGUGGUAA
Molecule: messenger RNA, 1518 nt
Organism: Penicillium macrosclerotiorum
Lineage: Eukaryota; Fungi; Ascomycota; Eurotiomycetes; Eurotiales; Aspergillaceae
Exons: 3
Coding region: 1-1518 (505 amino acids)
Source: RefSeq, a predicted model, not a curated record